AUGACCUCUACCUCAACAGCUUCUCGCCUCUCCCUGACAGUCAUUCGUGCUUCCGACAUAAAAUGGGAUCCAACCAAUCACAGAAGACUGCCAAAUCUAUAUGUUCAGGCCGAAUUCAACAACGUUAAGAGACGUACCAGGACCGUCAAGAGAAAUCUAUCUCCUAGGUGGGAUGAAUCACUUUCAUUUGAUCUACCGCCUACAGGCCACGUGAGAAGGACAAAGUUUAACGUUCAAGUUCGGCAUGAUUCGUCAUGGAAGGACAAGUGUGUGGGCGAGAUCGAAGUGGAACUCUCUGACUUAUUAAGUAACUGCACUCAUGGCAAAGAAACGGAGCUUCGCCUUAAUAUGGCCCGCGAUGCAGCAUCGAUAGAAUGCACUGCAGUCCUUCACUUGCGUCUAGAAGCCGUGGACGCGAUGACAGGAGCUAGCCGUAACAUCGAUGAUGUUGAACAAGCAAUCCAAAACAGUGAUAUUCCGACUUCAGCGGUUGCUACCGAUUCGGCCCUUGUUACAUCAGUUGAUGCUGCCACGAAUUAUUUUCAAGGUCACGCUGAUUUGUACGACUCUGUGGGAACCCUCGUUUCGAAACUUGACGUGUUUGUCCGUGCCAUGGACGCGUUGUCACAAGUAAGCUUUCAAAAGCCUUUAAUUAUGUAG
Messenger RNA from Fomitiporia mediterranea MF3/22, 660 nucleotides. RefSeq names its product C2-domain-containing protein. The record is from RefSeq and is a predicted model, not a curated record. The coding region runs from base 1 to 660 and encodes 219 amino acids. Lineage: Eukaryota; Fungi; Basidiomycota; Agaricomycetes; Hymenochaetales; Hymenochaetaceae. The transcript has 4 exons.